CUUUUAGCAUAGCAAAUAUGGCGGAGUCCUCCUUUGGGAGUUCGAGCCCAGCAGGAGAUUCGGCUGGCUCAGACGACCAUGAGUUUGACCCAUCUGUAGAGAUGCUCAUUCACGAUUAUGACGAUGAACGAACCCUAGAGGAAGAGGAGAUGCUUGAGGGAGAAACUAACUUUAGCACAGAGAUUGAUGAUCUUGCUCGAGAGGGUGAAAUGCCCAUUCAGGAGCUGUUGAGUAUGUAUGGCUAUGGUGGUGGGGGGUCCCCUGAGGAGGAAGAGGAUGAGGAUGAUAAUGAGGUUGAGGAGGAUGAUGAAGAGGAGGAGGAGUAUGUGGAAGAUGUGGAAAACGAUGAGAACAGUGGCAGCACCGGUGAACUGAAAGGGACAAUGGACGAGAGAGUGAAGGAUUCCUCCGGGCAGGAGGAUGAGACUCAGUCGUCCAAUGAUGACCAGACUCCAUUUGUCACCUCUCAUGACACCGCGGAGCUGAUCCGCCCGCGGCGGUGCAAGUACUUUGAAAGUAACGAUGCUGAGGAGGAAUCUGAGGAGGAUGAGGAUUAUAUUCCGUCCGAGGAUUGGAAAAAGGAGAUCAUGGUGGGUUCUAUGUACCAGGCGGAAACUCCGUCUGGGCUUUGCAGGUAUAAAGAAAAUGAAAAAGUGUAUGAAAAUGAUGAUCAGUUAUUAUGGAAUCCAGAGUUACUUCCUGAAAAUGAAGUGGUGGAGUUUUUGGCUGAGGCUUCAAAACGUACUGGUGAGGAAAAGGGAGUGGAUGCCAUUCCAGAGGGUUCCCAUAUCAAAGACAAUGAGCAGGCCCUUUAUGAAUUGGUCAAGUGCAAUUUUGAUACUGAUGAAGCUUUAAGGAGACUGAGGUUUAAUGUAAAAGCAGCCAGAGAAGAACUGUCAGUUUGGACAGAAGAAGAAUGUAGAAAUUUUGAACAAGGACUAAAAGCUUAUGGAAAGGAUUUUCAUUUAAUACAAGCAAACAAGGUGAGAACUAGAUCAGUAGGAGAAUGUGUGGCCUUUUAUUACAUGUGGAAGAAAUCUGAGCGUUAUGAUUUCUUUGCACAGCAAACCAGACUUGGGAAAAGGAAAUACAAUCUUCACCCAGGUGUUACGGAUUAUAUGGACCGGUUGUUGGAUGAGACAGAGAGUGCUGCCUCUAGUCGGGCGGCCUCUCCUCCUCCCACCACCUCCAACAGCAGCACUAGUCACUCUGAGAAAGAUGACAGCAGCAACCAGAACGGUGUAGUAGGUCACGGCACCAGUGAAUCCUUGUCUGGUGCGAACGACAUGAAGAGCGAAGGGAUUCAGACAAACGGGCCCCUCCACGCCCAGGAGGGCCCGGCCACGGACAAGGACACUAACGGCUGUACCAGCGCUGACGCCCUGAGCGACAGCAAAAGGGACUCUGAGGAGCUGGAACACAGCGGCAAGCAGGAGGAGGCCGGCUGCGAAAGGCCCCUGAAGAGGCGCAGGACGGAGAAUGACUCUGUGGGAGAAGCAGACCCCCCCAGCGGCAGCAGCACACGCAGAGCUGAGGACGAGUGACACCCUUCCCCCCCCCCCCCCUCCCCCAACCCAUCC
Messenger RNA from Megalops cyprinoides (Indo-Pacific tarpon), 1580 nucleotides. RefSeq names its product mesoderm induction early response 1a, transcriptional regulator (gene mier1a). Gene Ontology annotation, cellular component: nucleoplasm. Gene Ontology annotation, biological process: negative regulation of transcription by RNA polymerase II. Bases 18 to 1544 code for a protein of 508 amino acids. NCBI's taxonomy places the organism in Eukaryota, Metazoa, Chordata, Actinopteri, Elopiformes, Megalopidae. Gene Ontology annotation, molecular function: transcription corepressor activity; histone deacetylase binding. The record is from RefSeq and is a predicted model, not a curated record. The transcript is spliced from 13 exons.